AUGGGGUUCCGCCCUCAAUGGCGGAACCCCAGUGGUGAGCGCAAGUUUCCGGGAGGAGCCUCGCGGGCGGCGCUCACUUCGCCGCCGCCGGAAGCUGGCCUGCCGGGCCGCGAAGACCCGGGAGCAGCGGCGGAAGUGAGCGCGGGACCGGGGAUGGAGGCUCCCCGCGCUCACCCCGGCCCUCCUACGCCCCUCCCGGCCGCCGAGCCCGACCCCGAGGCGCCGCCCGCGGCCGCCCUGGCCCUGCGCAGCCUCCCCCGCGGCCUGGCCCUGGGCCCGUCGGGCGCCCGCCGGCGACGCCUCGGGGUCUGGUGCGUGGGCGCCGCGCUGCGGCCGGGCCUGCUCUGGGGGCCCCUGGAGGAGCGGGGGACCGCGCUCGGACUCCGGAGCCGGCCCAGCCCCCGGCCGCCGCAGGAGAUGUUGGGCCUGUGGAGGGAUGUGCAUGUAUGUGAACAGAGCUCAGGCUGGGCCAGCUUGGUGCAGCUGGGCUGUCAGGAGAAGGAAGGGAACGUGGCUCCCGUGAGGAUUGGUGAGAGGCUGCACCUGAAAGUCUCCCAUACCAUCCUGCCUGGCUUUGAGCUGCUGCUGUGGCCCGAACCUCCCGGCACAGACCCAGCCCAUUUGGAGGAGCGGCCACUGGCCGUGGGAUUGCAGCCAGAGGCCACAAAGCAGACCAACAGGGCAUCUCCUGGAGAGGAUGUUGUCAAGCCACGCACAGCCGUCUCUCCCCAGCGAGACUCUGCUAGCAAAGAAACCGCUAAACACAGCCCCCAGUUUGGACCUGAAUCCCAGGGAGAGAUUCCCAUAGACCCUGAGCCGCUGGAGUCCCAGGAGGAAGAGGAGAGUGAAGGAAAAAUGGCCUCUCUGCCAGAGGGCUCCAGAGAAGGGGUGCAGCUGCCCCAGAGCAAACCGUCUGGAGGCCAGGGGAGCCUGAGCCCCAGUGAUGGGGCUUCGCCUGUGGCUCCCAGUCGGGACCCCUGGCUCCGCUCCCGCUUGGCUAAUAAAUCUUGUGUGCUGUUUGACCCUGGGAGUCAGGGCUGCCCAGGAGCCAAGAGCCUGUCUCCCCAGGACAGCCAGGAUGGAGAGGCAGAGGCUUUGAGAUUCAGCCAGCCUCCCAGGGGCAGGAGAAGCCCAAAGGGGGCUGCCCGGCCCCUCUCCAGGCGCUACCACUGUGCCGUGUGCAGCAAAGCCUUCCUGCAGCUCUGCCACCUGAAGAAGCACCAGUUUGUGCAUGCUGGGCACAAGCCGUUCCUCUGCACAGAGUGCGGCAAGAGCUAUAGCUCUGAGGAGAGCUUCAAGGCCCACGUUCUGGGACACCAGGGGGUGCGGCCCUUCCCCUGCCCCCAGUGUGACAAGGCCUAUGGCACCCGCCGGGACUUACGUGAGCACCAAGUGGUGCACUCGGGUGCCCGGCCCUUCACGUGUGACCAGUGUGGAAAGGCCUUCGCCCGACGGCCUUCCCUUCGGCUUCACCAUAAGACCCACCAAGUACCUGCUGCCCCCACCCCGUGCCCCUGCCCCAUCUGCGGGCGCCCCCUGGCCAACCAAGGCUCCCUGCAGAACCACAUGCGCCUCCACACGGGUGAGAAGCCCUUCUUGUGCCCCCAUUGCGGCCGGGCCUUCCGUCAGCGUGGCAACUUGCGGGGACACCUGCGCCUCCACACCGGCGAACGCCCCUACCGUUGUCCACACUGCUCGGACGCCUUCCCCCAGCUGCCAGAGCUGCGGCGUCACCUCAUCUCUCACACUGGCGAAGCCCACCUCUGCCCAGUGUGUGGCAAAGCCCUGCGAGAUCCCCAUACACUGCGAGCCCAUGAACGCCUGCACUCUGGCGAGAGGCCCUUUCCCUGCCCACAGUGUGGCCGGGCUUACACUCUGGCCACCAAGCUGCGGCGCCACCUCAAGUCUCACCUAGCGGACAAGCCUUUCCGAUGCCCAACUUGCGGCAUGGGCUACACCCUUCUGCAGAGCCUCAAGAGGCACCAGCUCAGCCAUUGUACCAAGAGCCCGAGCAAACCCGCCAUGACCCUGCUCCAGGUGGAGACAAAGCUGCCGGUCCCCCUGGGUGAAGGGGAUUCCUCCCCCAGCCCAGCCUCUGGCCCAGCGGAGGUCACCAUUUCAGAGAGUGAGGACAGAUGCCUCAUGCUUCAGGAAGAUGCAGGCCCCAGUCACAGCCUGGUCCUCAUUCAAGAGGGUGUGGGGGGGUUCAGCACUGUGGCUGAGGUGGUGGAAGUGGAGACAGGCCCUGACAUCCCCACCGGCCCUCCUAUGUAGAUACAUAUGUAUGUGUGUGUGUAUGUAUGUAUGUAUGUGUGUGUGUGUAUAUAUAUAUAUAUAUAUAC
Dromiciops gliroides (monito del monte) is the source of this 2342-nucleotide messenger RNA. RefSeq names its product zinc finger protein 408 (gene ZNF408). The record is from RefSeq and is a predicted model, not a curated record. The transcript has 5 exons. Gene Ontology annotation, biological process: regulation of transcription by RNA polymerase II. NCBI's taxonomy places the organism in Eukaryota, Metazoa, Chordata, Mammalia, Microbiotheria, Microbiotheriidae. Gene Ontology annotation, molecular function: RNA polymerase II transcription regulatory region sequence-specific DNA binding; DNA-binding transcription factor activity, RNA polymerase II-specific. Gene Ontology annotation, cellular component: nucleus. Bases 1 to 2274 code for a protein of 757 amino acids.